This is a messenger RNA of Dichotomopilus funicola, 2862 nucleotides long. RefSeq lists its product as uncharacterized. The record is from RefSeq and is a predicted model, not a curated record. Gene Ontology annotation, cellular component: nucleus; histone acetyltransferase complex. Lineage: Eukaryota; Fungi; Ascomycota; Sordariomycetes; Sordariales; Chaetomiaceae. Gene Ontology annotation, molecular function: histone acetyltransferase activity. The transcript is spliced from 2 exons. Bases 1 to 2862 code for a protein of 953 amino acids. Gene Ontology annotation, biological process: regulation of DNA-templated transcription.
AUGGACGACGACGAGGCCCUGUCGCCCCGGCAGCCUGCGCCGUCGAUCGAACGGGCCAUGGAGCCGGACGGCCCGGUCAACAACCGACUUAGCCAUCUCAACUUGCGCGCCGAUCCCGAUGCCCAGGCCACCGUGUCCGACUUCCUCGACUUUACCGAAUACCUGCCCGCCGACAUCACGCGCUCCCUCACCCUCAUCGGCAACCUAGGCGAGACCUACGCGGACAGCUCCUCCAAUGUCCAUCAACUCACCACACUCUGGGGCCGGUUACCCACCAUCCCUUCGACCGACAAGACGCGCCCAGUUGCGCUCCGCGCCGAGAUCGCAGACGACCUCCACCAUGCGCUGCACUCGCGCGUCUUCUCACUUGCCGAGGCUAGGCGCAUGACCGAGAAUGUCCUCCGCCAUUAUGCGCGCGCCAAGACUAUUCUCGAGAAGCUCACGACGAUGCAAGAAAACUACCCAACCGCCGAGGAGCAAAAGAGUCCGGUCACGGCGGCCAAGUCGCUGCAGCUAUCACGAGCACCCAAGGUGGCACAGCGGGGGGAAGCGCAAAAAGUGCGCCGGCCACGUGUUCCGCGGAUUACAGUGCCCGGAGAGGUGCUAGCACCGUACGACCUGAACUUCGACGCGUAUAGCACAGGGUCCGGGAGCAGCUCCGACGAGGAAGAUGACGACGACGAGGGUCUCACGCCAGCGCCCCAACCGCGCCUGAAAGCAGCGAAGGGGACCUCGAAGGUGCCGAAGCCCGGACGCGGGCCUCGGGCAGCACAUGGAGCAUCCCACGCGCCAGGCACGCCGUUCUUGUCUACGAGCGCUGCGAUGGCGCAACUGGCACCCCCGCCUGCGAACGCCGUCAUCGGUAGCUCCGACGCGCCGUGGGGUCAGCUGACGCCCUAUGAGUUAGCCAGGCUCAGGAAGCGGAUGAAGAAGAACGCGGCGUGGACCCCGAGCGAUACUAUGGUGGCGCGCGAGCUGAACAACCUCGGCCGAGGCGUGGAUGCUUUCCGCGCGGCGAAGAAGAAGGCCGAGGAGGAAGGGCGUGCUUUCGACGGCAAGAUGCCUGAGCCUGACGUCGAUCCCGAUACGGGCCAGACACGGAUGCCCGCGGGAGCUUUGACUUUAGAGGCCUUGGCGUCGGACGACAAGAACCUGAGCAACCGUGGUAUGAAGUUGAACGAGGCUAAGAAACUCAAGAGGGAAUUGCUAGCUAAGAUGGCCGCCGAAGAGGCCGAGGAAUCGGCUAGGAGAUUUGACGCCAUCGCGCGGACCUUGAUGCUAGACCCCAGCCAGGCGAGUGCUCAGGACCAGGCCAAGGCUAAAGCGAAGGCGCAGAAGAAGCGGAAGAGGGAUUCGGCCACCGAAGUAGAUUCGGAAAAGAUGGAGACACCCGAGAGCCAGCCCCAGCGGCCACAGCUGAAGCGUACCAAGACGGAGACUCCAGUUCCUCCUCCGAUUCUCACGCCGGGCGGUUCGCAACUAACCACCCACGAGACCCCAUCGCAACCUACUGCCCAACGGAUCUCCACGGCCGGCUUGCUGCAUUCUACGACGCCUAUCCCCUUGCCCAUCCACGGCCAGGACCAGUCCAUCACGGCCAAGUCUGUCACGUCGGCCACCUCGCCCGAUAGCAGCUACGCGGGACCAUCCGGUGCAUCGGUCUCGGCCUCGACCUCGGCUUCGGCCCCAGCUCCUGUGAAGCUACCCCCGGCUGAGACCCCGAUUCCUCCACCCGUGAUCUCUCCCCGGAAAUCCAUCACCCCUAUUCUCCCACCUACCCGAGAAACCCGCAAGACCCAAGCUGCGCGCGCCCAAGAGGAGGCCCGCGCGACCCAGGCCACGGCCGUCUCGUCUCGGUCAACAAGCCCGACUACCGCUAUCACACCGGCUGGCGCCGAAGCCGCUGCAGCAGAUACAUCUACAUCAGCGCCUACUACGGCCACAACCGCGGCCACAACCACGGCCUCGACUGCUGCUACUACUACUGCAGCACCACAACCCCCCACAAACCGCCGUCCCGGCUCCCGUGGCAAGGCCGCAAGUCAAGAACCGCAGCCUUCCCUAGCCGCAGACCGCCCCCGGCGCACUAGUACCGCCCGGAACACGCCUGCACCCCCGGAGUCCACAACGGCGGCGGCAGCAAACACCCUAACCACCCCCAAUAACACCACCACCGGCCCAUCCCCCAACCACCAACAACUCUCAUCAUCGUCAGCAAUCUCGAGCAUGGUAACAUCCGCUUUGACUGCUAUGGCAGCUACAGCAGCUACGGCGGGGAGUCCCACCGGUCCAGCCGCAACCAACCUAGCAGCAGGAGGAGCAGCAACCCAAGGAACAGCGGGAGCAGGGGCGCUUGCAGCAGCGGGACGUCCUCAAGGGGGACGUCGUGCCAAGCGGCCUGCACCGGGUGUUAUCAGCCGGACUAACAGCGGCGGGAACAGCGCGGUGGGGGCUCGUAAGGCGGCGCCCAGGCGCAAGAGUAGGAGUAAGGGGUCGGCUGCUGCGGCUUCGGCUUCGGCGGCUGCGGCUCGGGCGGCUAAUGCUGCUGGUUCUGGGAACGAUGGGAGUGGGAGUGGAGGUGGUGGUGCUGGGGGUAGUGAUGGGCAAGAUGUGGUGGAGGUGGAUGAUGAGGGGAAUGUGAUUGAUCCGCAGGAGGAGAGGUAUUGUUUGUGUAAUCGGGUGAGUUUUGGGACGAUGAUUCAGUGUGAUAAUGUGGAUUGCAAGCUGGAGUGGUUCCACCUCGAGUGUGUCGGGCUCUCAGAUAUUCCCGCGCGCACCACCAAGUGGUACUGCCCUGACUGCCGGAAGGCGUUGAAUAUCGGCGAGAAGGGGGAAGUUAGCGCGAGGGGGGUCAGGGCUUGA